CAGCCAACUUCACUUCAACGCGUCGGUGUAUAAGAUUCGGGCCAUUUAUUUAUUCGCAACGAAUGCGAAUGCAAAAGCGAAUAUUGUGGUUAAAUUGUGCGCGCACGGUGCUAGUAAACGUUGUGACUUGACUUUGGUGACAAUUUCAGAGCGAGUGCGAUUUGCCAGAGAGCGCGGUUUGGCAUUUAAUCCCCCAUAUUCUUUUUUUCGCAUCGCCAGCUUUUCAGCGGUGCGUUGGUGUGAGUGAGCGUGUGUUUCUGCCGCCAAUCCAAAGUUGAAGCGGAAAAAUGGAUGUGGCGAAGCUGGAGAAGAUGAAGGUGGUGGACCUUCGAAACGAGCUUCAGUCGCGUGGCCUGGACACCAAGGGAGUCAAGGCAGUGCUCGUGGAGCGCCUGAGGGCAUAUGUGGAAGGAGGAGCCGGCGACGGAGAUAAUGCGCCGGUCACACCGAGCCGCCGUCAGCGCCGCACGCGCUCCAUGUCCCGCUCUCCAUCGCCGGUACAAGCUGCUCCGGUGGCCGCGGAACCCGUGCUCGAUACCCUGGAAGAGGAAGAGCAGCCAGAGGAGAAGCCAGCACCUGAGCACGAACAGGAACCUGAGCCAGAACCAGAGCCAGAACCGGAACCAGAAGCAAGUGAGCCGGAGGAAGCUGAACCAGUAGCGGAGGCAGAGGACACAUCCACAGACCAGGCGGCAAAUCAGGAGUCAGAGCCACAGGUCGACGAGUCAGAUGAGAAAUCAGAAGCAGGCGACAAGGAGGAUGUGGUCGAACAGGAAGCCCCAGCCGCCGCUCCACGAGAUGAAUUGGUCGAUGAACCCAUGGAGGAAGACCAAGGUGUUGCUACAGAGGAGCAGGAACAGGAGCAGACACAAGCCAACGAGGCAAAUGAGGAGAAAGAAGGCGAAGCCACAGUGGCUAAGCCUCAGUCCAAUGGUGACAGCCAGAAAAUGGACGUCGACGAAGAGGAGUCGGCCGCCCCGAAAGCGGAGGGAGAUGCCGAGGCCGCAGCCAAGUCAGGGGAUCAGCCCCAGGAGCGCCGCAAGCGUUCGCACAGUCGUUCGCGAUCCCGCUCGCGCAGUGGCUCUCGUUCCCCCAAGCAUCGCAGCAGUGUGGGCGACAGACGGGACUCAAAGGCAGCCGCCGAGGAGCGCACAGUUCCCGAGGACGAACCCACUAUCGAGGAGAACAAAGUGGGAUUGAGCUGGCUGGAUUCUGACUUGCAUUUACGCAUUGAUCCGACCACGUUUGCCUCUGCUAAACCUCUUUCUUCGGAGAUCUACUCGCUGAUUUGGUCCGGAGCUCGCGCUAAUUACGGAGUGCGCGAAGGCAAAGUGUGCUUUGAAGUGCGCCUGGCUGAGGAGUCGGUCCCUGAGAACUCGCACUACUUCAAGGAUGAGCCGCAUGUACGGGGCUUUCGGGUGGGCUUCUCUGUGGCCCAGAGCACUCUUUUGCUGGGCGAGGACAAACAUUCGUUUGGCUACUGCGAGACCGGGCGAAAGGCCAAUCAGGGCGAGUUUUCCGACUACGGCAAACCUUAUAAGCUGGAUGACGUUAUCGGCUGUUAUAUGGAUCUGGAGAGUGAGCCUUGCACCAUUAAUUACACUCUCAACGGAGAGGAUCUCGGUGUAGCGUUCGAGUUUGAGAAGAGUAUUCUGGGCGAGGAUGGAGCCCUAUUUCCGCACAUUGUAACCAAGGGCUACGAAUAUUCGGUGAAUUUCUCAGACACCGAGCAGCUGUUGGUCAAUGCCGAGAGGCCAACGCGCAAGCGCCGCAAGCCGCGCAAAGACGAAGAUAAGGACAAGGACGACGACAAGGAUGAUAACGACGGCGAAAAGUGGAAGGUAUUGGACGAAGCCACGGCUGACGACGAUGAGGUGGAGAAAAAGGAAGAAGACGGCAAGGCGUCUUCGGAUAAAGACGAAGAGGAAGGCGAAAAACCAGAAAAUGCCAAAGAGGAUGAGUCGGCCGCGACAGCUGAGACAAAAGCCGAGGCUGAAGUGCAGGAUUCUUCUGAAACUUCUAAGCCGGAGCCAGAAGCUACCGAGUCUUCGGAAACUGUUGAGACCUCUACUGAAACCUCUGAAGAGAAGGCAGCUGUGGCCAAUGGUGAUGCAUCUGCAGAAAAAGCCAACGAUGAAAAGCAACCUGAGGAGAAGAAGCCCUCUGACGCCAAUGACGAAGAGGAUGAGGACGGCCCGUCGCCAAACAAGCGCCCCAAGACCGACGAAGAUUCAGAAAAAGCUGAAUCUGAGAAGGAGAAGGAAAAGUCGCAGACGACCGAGGAUGAAUAUGAGGAUGUCGUGCCCGAGCCAAGGGAAACGGCUGCCCUGUUAGAAGGCUAUGUACUGAUUGGUCUGGUGCCUGUCGAACAGCUUGUUCCCGGUCCACAACGCGCAGGUUCUCGCAAGGAGUGCGAAGUCAUUCUGCUGGUCGGUUUACCCGGGUCUGGAAAAACCCAUUGGGCCCUUAAGCAUGUGGCCGAGAACGCCGACAAACGUUACGAGUUCAUUGGACCCGAUUCAUUCAUUUCUAAGAUGACGAUCGAUGGAGCCUCCCGAAAGACCGUGCACAAAGGCCGUUGGGACAAGGUAUACGAGAUAUGCUUGAACAGCCUGGCGGCUCUGGAAGAUAUUGCCAUGAAGCGGCGUCGCAAUUUCAUACUAGAUCAGACCAAUGUAUAUGCCUCGGCCCAGCGACGUAAAAUGAAGGGUUUUAACGACUUCAAGCGCAUUGCGGUUGUUUGCAUACCCAGCGAAGAUGAAUUGAAACGUCGCAUCGCCGAAAAAGAGGAAAAGGGAAAUGCUUUUACAGUUAAAGAAUCAACAAUUAAUAACUUACGAGCCAACUUCACACUUCCCUCGCUGGAGUUUGGCUGGUUUGAUGACAUAAACUACACGGAGCUAACCGGAGACGAGGCCAAGAGCGAGGUCAAGAAGUACAACGAGAAGGGAAAGAAGGCCAUCGACGCGGAAAGGUCCCGCGACAAGAGGUCUCGGGGAGGGCGCGACAACUAUCGUCGUGACGACCGGAACCGGAAUCGUUACAACGAUGACCGACGACGCGAAUAUGGUGGCCAGCGACACGAAAGUAGGUGGAGCGAUUCGAGGCGGGGAGGCGGCGGCGGUGGCUACUCCAGCAACAGUGGAGGCGGAGGAGGCGGCAGCCGUGGUUAUGACAAUCGCCGCAGCUACAACAGCGGAAGCGGUGGCCAGCAAAAUUGGGUGCAAAACAGUCGCAGGAGCGGCUACGACGAUCGCGGCUAUGGCGGCGGCGGUGGUGGAAGCGGUAGUCGUGGCUACGACAAUCGCAACCGCGGAUACGCCGGUGGCAGCGGCGGCGGCGGUGGUGGUGGUCAGCAAAACUGGAUGCAGAACAACCGCAGAAGUGGGUAUGACGAUCGAGCCUACGGGAGCUCGCGAGACUACCGCGAUCGAGACCGCGGCAACGACCGCAGUCGGAUGGGAAGUAAUGACCGCAACAGGGGCAGCAGCCAGAGCAGCUAUCGCUCGGGAGGUGGUACUCAUCAACAACGGGAUUUUCGGCCUGGCCACCGCGACACCAAAGAAGAUAGUCGCGGUGGCUAUGAGCGGUCAGCUGGUCAAGCGCUGCCCAAGUACGGCAAUAACACCGGUGCCGGCGGAGGCUACGAUCAGUACAAGCAGCAGGCGGGUGGAACACCCGGCGGAGGCAAGGCCUCUCUUGGCGGCAAGUGGAGCACGUACACCCAACACCAUCAGCAGCAACAGGCGCCGCAGCAUCAGCAAACGGGCGUCUGGCAGACUCAGCAGCAGUCACAACAGUACCAACAGCCUCAGCAAGCGGCGGCGGGCCAACAACAAUAUUGGGCCUAUAAUCAAAUGCAGGGUUACGGAAACCAACAGGCCUGGCAGAGUGCCGAUCCGCAGCAGCAACAGCAGUGGAUGUCCUGGUGGCAGCAACAGCAACAGGGCUCUGGCGGAGCAGCGGCCGGUAAUGCCAGUGGCGGAGCGAGCGUCAAUGUCGGAGGCGCCGCAGGGAAUAAUGAUGGCGGUGCCACCAACCAUUAUUGGUCUCAAUAUUCGUACUCCACACAAUCCAAUGCGGGCGCCGACAAGAAGUAGAAUGCAUUGUGCAACCCUGUUCCACCAGUCAAGACCCCUCUACAUUGUCGCGGAAGGAGUAAAACCACAAAUCUGAACUAAACUUUAUAAAAUAGUUUUAAAAGAUUAACAAACAGUAAAAACAAAAUUAACUUAGUUUAGCCAGUUUGGGCUAGUCCGAACCAAACAACUACGAGGUCAAUCCCUCAAUCAAAAUUCUUACCCAACCCACAGAAGAAAUGUGUACCAUGAAGACUAGCUAUUUCAUUAUAAAUUAAACCUGCAUAAUGUUUUGCUUUUCAUUUUCCACAAA
Messenger RNA from Drosophila suzukii, 4392 nucleotides. RefSeq names its product heterogeneous nuclear ribonucleoprotein U-like protein 2. Gene Ontology annotation, molecular function: protein binding. Lineage: Eukaryota; Metazoa; Arthropoda; Insecta; Diptera; Drosophilidae. The record is from RefSeq and is a predicted model, not a curated record.